Penaeus monodon (black tiger shrimp) is the source of this 1207-nucleotide messenger RNA. RefSeq lists its product as uncharacterized. The coding region runs from base 20 to 1132 and encodes 370 amino acids. NCBI's taxonomy places the organism in Eukaryota, Metazoa, Arthropoda, Malacostraca, Decapoda, Penaeidae. The transcript is spliced from 7 exons. The record is from RefSeq and is a predicted model, not a curated record.
UUGCACAGCUCGCCAUGAGAUGUUGCAAGCAAGUUUAGUUCUACACUGCAAGCAAUAUCGGCUAGUCCAUUCCACAAGCAUGUCGGAGAAUAAUAGGAUUUACUACGUCAGAGCACCUUUUUACUUCAAGAUGACCCUCCUGUUGGCUGCAGUCUCCGUGUUUCUUUUCUCCCAGCUUUCCUUUCAUGACGUGAAAACUGCCCUUAAUUGGACAAGACAGAUUCACGACGACCACGCCCCUUGGUGGGACGGUAGCCUCUGCCCCUGCAACGAUACCCGUUGCAUACGUCAACGCUCCUUCCCCUCAGACAUGGAGGGCGUGGGCGGGAGCUGUGGGCGAAGGGCGUGGGCGGCAGGAGGGGGACAGCGCGUCAUAACCUACUCUCUGUUUGGAAACUUGACGAAAUACUGGAAUGGCUUGGGAGAUAUACUCGUUACCACCAAACAACUCUACCCAGGGUGGAACGUAUGGCUGUACACCAUACCCAGUGGGCGUGAGAGCAUCCUCUGCCCUCUCAUGCACGCCCACCCUCAUCUCUACAUCUGUGACGUCACCAAUCUUCCCCCGCCCCUUGGCAACGUCACGGAGGUUAAUCCAAGCAUGUGGCGGUUUCUGGCAAUGGGCGACGACAUGCUGUCUGCCAUGGCUGUGAGGGAUACGGACAGUAAGAUCACCGAACGGGAAUCCUGUGCCGUGGCGGAAUGGCUGACAUGCAACACCAGUUUCCACGUGAUGCGCGACCACCCUUUCCACGCCUCGCCCGUCCUUGCGGGGCUCUGGGGCGCUCGCUGGGACCUGGAGGGGAGGAACGGCUCUGCCCUGUCGCCGGGGGCCUUCAGGGCUCUCAGGGACGCGAUGAGGACGAGGGGAAAGAAGCCGCACUCGCGGGAGCAGGAUCAGCGGGUUCUUGGAAAAGUGCUGUGGCCAGUCAUGACAAGCAACCUGACGUCCCAUGAUAGUUUCAAAUGCAAGGUGUUUCCAGCUGGGACGAGACCUUUUCCAACGAGGCGUGAGCACAGCCUGUACGUAGGGAACAGAGAGUACACAAACACCAGCCGACGACUGCUAGUGAAUAAACAGUGCCCUCUUGCAUGCCGUCCCCCUCAACAUCAAGACUGGCUUUUCUGCUAAAUCAUUUUUCGACAUUUUAUUUAUGUUUGUCUAUUUAUGUAUACACGCACUAAAUUAUUCAACGAUGAACAUAUC